AAGAAGAAACACUGCAGCGUUGUCUGAUUUAAUCUUCUCUCCAUGGAAAUAUUAGAAAGGAUGCUACCCAAUCUGAACGAGUUAAAUUUAAAUAGAUAAAUAAAUACAAACCCUCAUGAAUUUGAGGUGUUGUUUUCAAGCCCAAGCUUCUGUUUCCAGAAGACCCUUUCGAUGUCUCAUCAUGGAAUCGUCAGCGGUUUCUUCCCAAAAGCCUCCGUAUCCUUCUAGUCCUGCUCUUUCACAGCUUGAUGAUGUCACAACGGAGACUUGCAUGACGUCAGACUCUGAGGACUAUCAGAACCCUGUAAAAAAGGAAGAAUCUGAAGACGGAGGCUAUCUCUGUGCCGAGACAUCACGCCCUGUUGGAUUAAUCAUCGCUGUCGACCAACAGACUGAAGGAUUCCAGAGGAAACCUGUAAAAGAGGAAGAACCUGAAAAUGAUGAGUUUCUCUACUGUGAGGAAUGCAAAUCCUACUUCACCAACAAGUGUGAAGUUCAUGGUCCAGCCGUUUUCAUUUCUGAUACCCCGGUUCCCAUGGGAAUUACUGACAGAGCCAUACAAACCCUUCCACCUGGUCUAGGGGUCAGAAAGUCUGGUAUUCCUGAUGCAGGCCUUGGAGUGUUCAAUAAGGGGGAGACUAUUCCACUUGGUGCACGAUUUGGGCCAUGUGAGGGAGACCUGGUGGACAGAGAGGAAGCCAUGAAUAGUGGCUACUCUUGGGUGCUUGAUGAUGUCACAGCGGAGACUUGCAUGACAUCAGACUCUGAGGACUAUCAGAACCCUGUAAAAAAGGAAGAACCUGAAGAUGGAGGCUAUCUCUGUGCCGAGACAUCACGCCCUGUUGGAUUAAUCAUCGCUGUCGACCAACAGACUGAAGGAUUCCAGAGGAAACCUGUAAAAGAGGAAGAACCUGAAAAUGACGAGUUUCUCUACUGUGAGGAAUGCAAAUCCUACUUCAACAAGUGUGAAGUUCAUGGUCAAGUCCUUUUCAUUUCUGAUACUCCCAUUCCCAUGGGAAUUACUGACCGAGCCAUACAAACCCUUCCGCCUGGUCUAGAGGUCAGAAAGUCUGGUAUUCCUGAUGCAGGCCUUGGAGUGUUCAAUAAGGGGGAGACUAUUCCACUUGGUGCACAGUUUGGGCCAUGUGAGGGAGACCUGGUGGACAGAGAGGAAGCCAUGAAUAGUGGCUACUCUUGGGUGAUAUCCAAGAGCAGUCAAUGUGAGGAAUACAUAGAUGCCAAGAGAGAGAUGUAUUCUAACUGGAUGAGGUAUGUGAAUUGUGCUCGUAAUGAUGAAGAACAGAAUCUUGUGGCAUUCCAGUAUCGAGGGGGGAUAUUCUACCGUUGCUGUCGACCAAUCAAAACAGGACAGGAGCUCUUGAUGUGGUACGAAGAUGACUACGGCAAAGACUAUGGCCUUGCGUUCGAUUACCUCUGGAAGAAAAAGUGCUCCUCAAAUGAAAUGAACGAUAUGCUGCUACAAGUCUUCUGCUCCUGGUGUCCACUUUCCUAUGUGUCUCAAAUUUACCUUGACAAUCACAUAAGGAGAAGCCACUUUGAGGAAUAUGUGAAAGUGAAAAAUGUGAAUCUGAUUCCCACAAGAAACUCCAGUAGACAAGAACCAUGCUCUGGAACUUUCCACACUUGUGCCACUCGGGGACAAAUGCAGAAAGAAAUUCGUCACUGCUCAAAUUGUGGGAAGGGUUUUACUCACUUGAAUAAUCUCAAAUCCCUGUGUGUCCACACAGGUGAGAAUCUGUCCCACUGCUCACAUUCUCAUGAAAGGGAUGUUCUUCAGAGACACCAGAGCAUUCACACAAGAGAGAAAGCAUAUUAUUGCUCACAGUGUGGCAAGUGUUUUACACAACAGAAUACUCUCCAAACCCAUCUUCUUAUUCACACGGGAGAGAAGCCGCAUCGCUGCUUACAUUGUCGGAAGAGUUUUAAUCACCAAAGUAGCCUCAGAAAACACCAGCGUAUUCACACAGGAGACAAGCCAUACCAUUGCUCACAGUGUGGAAAGAGUUUUAAUAAUGGGAGUAAUUACAGGCAACACCAAUGCAGUCAUACAGUAGAAAAGAUAUAUCCAUGUUCUCACUGUGGAAAGAAUUUUAACAAUAGCACUAGUCUACAAAGACACCAGAGCAUUCACACAGGAAAGAAACCAUAUCACUGCUCACAGUGUGGGAAGAGGUUUACCUAUCAUAGUAAUCUCAAAGGUCAUGAGCGCAUUCACACAGGAGAGAAGCCGUAUCAUUGUUCACAGUGUGGGAAGAGGUUUACCUACCAGAGUCAUCUCAAAGAUCAUGAGCGCAUUCACACAGGAGAAAAGCCGUAUCACUGCUCACAGUGUGGGAAGAGUUUUAAUAAAAGAAACACUCUACAGAGACACUUGCGUAUUCACACAGAAGUGAAGCCGUAUCAGUGCUCACAGUGUGGGAAGAUGUUUAAUCAGCAGAGCGAUCUCCAAAGACACCAGCGCAUUCACACAGAAGAGAAACCGUAUCACUGCUCACAGUGUGGGAAAAGGUUUACACGCCAUGAUGCUCUCAGACGACACCAGUCCAUUCACACAGGAGAGAAGCCGUAUCAGUGCCCACGGUGCGGGAAGAGGUUUAAUCAUCACAGCGAUCUCCAAAAACACCAACGCACCCACACAGGAGAGAGGCCGCAUUAAUGCUUAUUGUGGGAAGAGCUUCGUUCACCAGAGCAAUCUCCAAAGACGCUGGCAUAUUCACACAGGAGAGAAGCCGUAUCAGUGCUCACAGUGUGGGAAGAGUUUUAGACAGCAGAAUGCUUUCCAAGCACAUCAGCUCGUUCACACAGGAGAGAAGCCGUAUCACUGCUCAGAAGGUGGGGAGAGUUUUAAUCAAAGGGUAUUCUCCAAAGACACUGGAGGAUUCACACAAGAUAGAAGCUGUAUCACUGCUUACUCUGUGGGAACAGUUUAAGACGACAUGGUUACCUCUGGCAAUGUCAGCUCAUUCACACAGGAGAGAAGCUGCAUCAUUGCGCACAGUGUGGACAGAGAUUCACUUAUUCAAAUAUAUUUAAGAAACACAACUGCUCCAAAAUAGAGCCAGCAGCUAAUGAUAUAUCUUCAAAUCCAGAUACAUGAUUACCAUUACUGCCAUUGUUUACAUUUCUAUGUCUGGAUUUGUUUAAAUCAUUUGUGUGUACAGUAAAUAUACUAAAUAUAUACAGUAAAUAUGGCUAAAAUUAUGUGGACACCUGACAAUCCCACCCAUAACUGGGUCUACUGUAAACUGUUGUCAGAAAGUUAGAAAUACAAAAUUGCCUAGACUGGCUUUGUAUGUUGAGACCUGUUCCAGCAUGACAAUGCCCUUAUACACAGAGUGAGGUCCAUAAGGACAUGAUUUACUAUGGGAUGAACUGGAAUACUGAUCAUGAGCCAGGCCUUCUUGCCUGUCACCAUUGCCAACCUCACGAAUGAUCUUGUGGCUGAGUGAGCACUAAUCCCCACAGCCACGCUCCAAAAUCUAGUGGGAGGCCUUGCCAGAAGAAACUGACUCCAUGUUAAUGCCUAAGGUUUUGAAACGGGAUGUUCAACGUGUGUGUGUGUGAUUUUAUAUAAAUAAAUAAAUUACAUUACAAUGCAUUUAGCAGACGCUCUUAUCUAGAGGGAUGUACACAGAGUGCAAAAGUCAGGUACAUGAAGUGCUGAACUUCUAGAAAAGAAAUCUCUAGUGCCAACUGAACAAGUGACAGCAAUACCUAGUGUAAUAUGCUGUUGAAAUACCAAUACUCAAACAGCCAAGCAAACAAACCAACCAUACAAAAAGUAUAACUAAAUGGAGAACUCAAAACCGCUAACUCCAGACUAGAGUGUACACAACCUGGGUUGGUCUAGACCAAAACGUAGUUACACAGUGGGCAGGGAAGAAGGGGAUAGGUGCAGCCUGAAGAGAUGAGUCUUCAGUCUGCGCUUGAAGGUGGUCAGGGAGUCAGCCGUUCUGACCUCAGUGGGAAGAUCAUUCCACCAACAGGGAACCAGGACAGACAGUCUUGAGCAGGCUGGGCAGGAGCGGAGAGAAGGAGGGGCCAGGCAACUAGUAGUAGCAGAGUGUAGGGAUCUGGCUGGCGUGUAGGGGUGAAUCAGACUCUGGAGGUAUGCUGGCCCUAACCCCUUGAGAGCCUGGUAAGCUAGCACCAAUGUCUUAAAUCUUAUGUGAGCUGCAAUAGGUAGCCGGUGCAGGUUGGCAAGCAGAGGGGUGACAUGGGGAGAACAAGGGAGGUUGUUGACCAGGUGAACUGCAGGGGUCCAAUGGCAGAAGCUGGAAGGCCAGCAAGGAGAGAGUUGCAGUAGUCCAAGUGGAAGAGAAUCAGUGCUUGGACCAGGAGCUGAGCAGAGUAGGUGGUAAGAAAAGGGUGGCUCCUUCGGAUGUUGUAGAAGAGGAAUCUGUGUGUCCGGGUCACUGCAGCAAUGUUUGCUGAGGAGGAGAGUUUGUCGUCGAACAUGACCCCUAGGUUCUUCACACUGGGUAAAGGAGACCUAGAGAUGUCCCCAAGGGAGAUGACAAUGUCCGGUGGAGAGGCUGGAGCAGGAAUGUAGAUGCCUUCUGUCUUGUCUGGGUUGAGCUUCAGGUGAUGGCUAUCCAUCCAGCUCUGGAUGUCAUGCAGGCAAGCAGAGAUGCAAGCAGAGAUUUGUUUGUCAGAAGGAGGAAAAGAGAGAAACAGUUGGGUGUCAUCAUCAUAGCAGUGGUAGGAUAGACCAUGAAUUGGGCUAAGAGACUGGGUGUAGAGGGAGAAGAGAAGCGGACCAAGGACUGAACCUUGAGGGACACCGGUGGUAAGUGGGCAUGUUGCUGAUACAGUACCAGGCCAGGUAACCUGGAAGGAGCAACCAGAGAGGUAGGACUUGAACCAGUCUAGGGCUGUCUCACAGAUCCUUAGAGCUGAUACGAAUGACGGGAGGAUGGACUGAUCAACAGUGUCAAAUGUGGCAGAAAGAUCAAGGAGAAUCAAGACCGAGGAGAGGGAGGCAACACGUGCUGCAUGAAGUGCCUCACUGACAGAGAGAAGCGCAGUCUCAGUUGAGUGUCUGACUCGGAAGCCAGACUGGUGGGGAUUUAGGAGGUUGUUCCAUGAGAGAAAAGAGGAGAGUUGGUUAGCAACAGCACAUUCAAGUGUCUUUGACAGGAAGGGGAGAAGAGAAACGGGGUGGUAACUCUGGAUGACAGAGGGGUCUAAGGUGGGUUUUUUCAGCAGAGGGGUGAUGUGGGCCUGUUUGAAGCUGGAGGGAAAGUAUCCGGAGGAUAAGGAGAAGUUGGUGAGGGAAGUGAUAAAUGGGAGGAUGUCAAGAGUGAUGGUCUGGAGGAGAGAUGAGGGGAUAGGGUCAAGGGCACAAGUGGUCAUAUAUAAUAUAAAUUGGGUGUGAUAGGUGCCCACAUACUUUUGACCACACACUGUGUGUAUCUGUAGUUAUAAAUAUUACAGUACUGAAAAUUGUAGAGCAGUGUUUAGUAUUACAUCUUAUGUUUAAGCUUUACUAGUGAAAUGUUUUGGUAUGGCGGCACGAUGGUGUAGUGGUUAGCGCUGUCGCCUCACAGCAAGAAGGUCCUGGGUUCGAGCCCCGGGGCCGGCGAGGGCCUUUCUGUGUGGAGUUUGCAUGUUCUCCCUGUGUCCGCGUGGGUUUCCUCCGGGUGCUCCGGUUUCCCCCACAGUCCAAAGACAUGCAGGUUAGGUUAACUGGUGACUCUAAAUUGACCGUAGG
Messenger RNA from Neoarius graeffei (lesser salmon catfish), 5734 nucleotides. Its product is annotated as histone-lysine N-methyltransferase PRDM9-like. Lineage: Eukaryota; Metazoa; Chordata; Actinopteri; Siluriformes; Ariidae. Gene Ontology annotation, molecular function: histone methyltransferase activity; protein binding. Gene Ontology annotation, cellular component: nucleus. The transcript has 11 exons. The coding region runs from base 116 to 2677 and encodes 853 amino acids. The record is from RefSeq and is a predicted model, not a curated record.